CAUAUAUGCGGUCAUCUCUAUCGCAAAACCACCCAUAAACCCCACCGCACAACCGCCGGCGAUGGCAAUUGGCGCCACAACCACCGCCUUCUCAUCAAUCUCCGCCAGUACGACUCUACCGUCACUCGUAUUCUCCUCUAUCUUCCGCCGGAGCUUCUCCGCCCCUAUAAACCUCACGUACCCGUUAGCCACCAAGCGCUCGCCCUUCCGGAGCAUUCGCAAGUACCACGCCGUCAAUGCCGUAAACAAAAACUUAAGCUUCGAAUCUCCUUCAUCUCCAGAUGUUAUCUCGAAAUCUUCAUCACCAAAUUCCAAUAAUUGCUAUCCUCCAUAUGUUCGUCUUCUUCCUUGCCCCUCCCAGAAUGGACCUCCGAGGGUCGAACACUUGGUUGUUUCAGAAGGCGGACCUGCACUUGGGUAUAUAUGUAAAGCUCUUGAUCUCCCACCACUAUAUGUUGCAGAUCUUAUUCGUUUUGGAGCUGUUUUUUAUGCUCUCGUAUGCCCGGACCCACCCGCAACUGCCACACCUGAGCAAAUAAAAACUUUUAAGAAAUACACAGACCCGUUAUUUCUGAGGCAAAGAUCGUCUAUUAAAGGGAAGACCAAACGGGAAGCUCAAAAAACUUUCCGGAUAACUCGCGCGGAUGAGUUUGUCGAAACCGGAACUUACUUACGAGUGCACGUACACCCAAAGCGCUUUCCGAGGUGUUAUGAAAUCGACUGGAAGUCUCGAAUCAUUGCUGUGACCGAAAACUAUGUUGGAGGAACAACUGACAACAUAGAAGAAACUUGUGCAACAUUUGCUACUCGUGCCUUAGGAUUAGAAGUGCCAUUGAGGACUACACAUCAGAUUGAUAAUUGCAGUGAAGGAUGUGUAGUGUUUGCAAGAACGAAGGAGUACUGCUCUGUUUUCCAUGGAAAAAUAAGGGAAAAGAAGGUGAAGAAGCUUUAUCUUGCACUGGUGGCUGCUCCUAUGCCAAUUGGGGUAAUUGCCCACUACAUGCGUCCCGUUAAUAUCGCGCCCCGUCUUAUUUCCGAAGAUUUCAACAAAGGUUGGCAGUUGUGCCAACUUGAGGUCCUAGAAUGCAAAAAAGUGCCGUGGCCGGAUCGUAGUACUGAAGAGAAGAAUGGAGUCGAGGAUUGUGGAUGGCCUUCUAAAGAUUUCGCAUAUGAGUGUAAAAUCAACCUCCUCACGGGCCGAACACAUCAGAUUCGAGCACAACUGGCUGCUUGUGGGGCUCCCUUAGUGGGUGACUCGAUGUAUAUGCCAGCUGCCAUUGCUGAGGCUAACUGCCCGGGAUUGAACCCGUUUGGCAAGCACAACCAAAACAAGUAUAAUGAAGAUGACGAGGCAAAAUCACUAGCUGUCGAAGAAUGGAUUGCCUGUCAUGGCAAGGAGCCGACUGUUGCUAUUGGCCUUCAAGCAUGUUAUAUAUCAUGGGAUGAUAACGGGCCCCACACUUACGAGGCUGGUUCACCAUGGUGGAGAUCUGGCAAAAAAAGGUUGGUGUUUUUUUUGGGACCAAAAGGAAAAGGGGGAGAAAAACCGGAAAAAAAAAGUAUCCUUAGCAUCUGGUCCAUGUUCAUGCUGCCCUAUAGUGUUUUACCAGUUCUACCGGCUUUGUGUUUUGCUGUCGAGAGCCCGGUUUCGAAUACAGACGAAAGUAGGCAAGAAAUUAUUAAUGGUGUUUUAUUUUACCUAAAUCCUGAGGUUUCUACUUUUUCUGGACUCAAAAUCUUUGUACCCGACUGA
This is a messenger RNA of Striga asiatica, 1753 nucleotides long. The record is from the annotation of a GenBank genome assembly. NCBI's taxonomy places the organism in Eukaryota, Viridiplantae, Streptophyta, Magnoliopsida, Lamiales, Orobanchaceae.